AUUAAUGGAUACAUCUAACAUGUAUAUCUGACAUUAAAUAUGAUAGACCAGCAGCUGGAUCCAAACCAACUAAACAAACUUUUGAUCAAGCACCUGUUACAAGACAAGUGUAAAUAAUGCAUUUAUAUUCAGAAUCUAAAAUAAAUCUGAUAUUUUCGGAGUCAAUUCUCCUGCUCCUGCUUAAUAACAAUCAAGGCAGAGUGUUCGUCCUAAAACAGAUAUAUUUAGUACGGAAACCUAUGCAACCAAGCAAUAAGAAGUACUAGAUAUUGAUAUCAAAGGUUCGAUAAAAUAAAACCUUUCAAUCUCAAAUUUUCUCAUCAGAACCCAUUUAAAAUGCUCCUCCUCCUGCAAGAAAUACUUAAACUUUUGAAACAUCACAAUAAGAAGUUAAAAGAUAUCAAAAAAAGAAUAAUAAUAAUAGAUAAGUUGAUCAUGGAAAAGAAUUCUUAUUUGGUAAAAGUGGUAAAUGAAAUUAAAUAUUAUGAGAUUUUGAUGAAUAUAAAUCAUUAAAGAGAGCAGUCACAUUAAAUGAAUUUAAACCGAAACUUGCUUAUGAUCCAAAUAAUAGGAGAAAUAAAGAACUUUAUGGAAAUGAAAUUGCUAGAGAACAUCUUCCCACCAAAGAGGUCAAUCUAGAAGUUUCAAGUCCUUAGAAAACUAAAAAAUCAUCUUAAAAAUAAUAAGAUUAGAAUCCAAGCAAUAGAAAAUUGAUGGAAAAUCAAUCAAGUGUUUUUGGCGAUAGUCCCAAGUAAUUUUUAAUGAAAUUCAUUUAGCAAGGCAAUUCAAGGUUAAAAGGUUGAAAAACUAACAGCAUCAACUUAAAAAUGGAGUACUGUUGGAGGUCAGAGUAACAAUUAAGUGAAAGAAUUUGAUCCAGAAACUUAUGCGAAAAAUAGAAAGGAAGCAGAAUUGUAAUCCAGUGUGUUUGGUGAAUAAUCAGUCAAAGCAUAAACUAUCUCAAUCUCAGAAUCAAAAGAGGAAUCUGAAACUCAAUAAUGUAAGUAGAAAAUUUAACUUUAGCUCAAUCAGAACAAUAACAAUCUUAAAAAUAAAAAAAACCUAAAGAGAGAUUAAUUCCUAAUAAUUAAACCUGGCAAUAAACAGACUCUGUAAAAAACAAGAGAGAUUUUGAUCCCACAUAGUCUCAAGUAAAAGAUGAAAUAGAUCCCUCAUAAAAGAAAAUGGAUAUUCUUAAGUCUUCUAUGGACACUCAUUAAUUUGAACCAUAAUAAAUUCCAGCUAAUUAAAAAAUAUCGAAUAAAAGUCUUAAAGUAAUUAUUCAAAUGUAAUGAAUUUUAGUAAAAAAAAGACAUUAUUCAAAGAGAAGAAAAAAUAACUAAGGAGAAAUCAACUAAAACAACAAGUAAAAAUAAAUGA
This is a messenger RNA of Paramecium octaurelia, 1380 nucleotides long. Lineage: Eukaryota; Ciliophora; Oligohymenophorea; Peniculida; Parameciidae. The record is from the annotation of a GenBank genome assembly.